Molecule: messenger RNA, 687 nt
Organism: Rotaria sp. Silwood2
Lineage: Eukaryota; Metazoa; Rotifera; Eurotatoria; Philodinida; Philodinidae
Source: the annotation of a GenBank genome assembly
AUGCCAUCUUCUUCUCAAAUCUCCACCGAUCUUUAUCAACAUCAUUCCUCUCAAGAUGUCGAACAUUUACUCCUUUGUUCUCAGCCAUCACCAAUUAAACAAUUACCAAUGUUAUCAUCUUGCGCUAAUUAUACACCUUCAAGUCAAAAUUCUCAAUCGGAUCAACAUCAUCAUCAUCACCUACCAUUAUUUCAUUCCUAUUCAUCUAAUGAUUAUUAUUCAUCACAUCCACCUUCAAGAUCAUCAUCGUUACCUGUAUAUACUUGUUCAUCAUCACCACAUUUAUCUUUAUUAUCAACAGAUAUAAAUUUAUUUUCAAAUGAUGACGCAUUUUCAAUGAAAAAUAAUGAAAACAUAAAUAUUUCACCAAUCAAUAUUUCAAAUACGUCGUCACCUUCAAAAUAUCGUAUUCUUAAUACACCAGAGCGACUUCAUUUAAUUCGUUUGACACCAAGUCCAAAACGAGAUUGUUUCAAUGAAUAUCUCCUUCCAUUGUCUGAAUCAAUUAUUUCUGAAAAUCAUUCAUCAAUAUAUUUGAAUAAAUAUGAUUUAUCGAAAAAUCUUCAAGAAAAAACUGGCUAUAGUCCAACUUACACGGAAAUCUUAAUCGGUCAAACACGUGAUCAACGUUACGUGACUGAACAAGCUCGACGAUAUCUUUCUUGUUCUUCAUUAAAUAAUUCCUAG